This is a messenger RNA of Oryzias melastigma (Indian medaka), 3772 nucleotides long. RefSeq names its product integrin beta-1. Gene Ontology annotation, biological process: integrin-mediated signaling pathway; cell-matrix adhesion; cell adhesion mediated by integrin. Gene Ontology annotation, cellular component: focal adhesion; integrin complex; cell surface. The coding region runs from base 312 to 2699 and encodes 795 amino acids. Lineage: Eukaryota; Metazoa; Chordata; Actinopteri; Beloniformes; Adrianichthyidae. The record is from RefSeq and is a predicted model, not a curated record. The transcript is spliced from 16 exons. Gene Ontology annotation, molecular function: fibronectin binding; integrin binding; C-X3-C chemokine binding.
CUGAGUAAAAGGAGAAAAAAGGCAAGGGGCUGUUAAAUUGAGCAGUAAAACGACACGGCGCAGGAAAAGCAGCCUUUAGAGCCGCAACGUGCUCCGGAGGCUCACUGGAUAUUGACACGUUCGUCUAAAAGAAGAAAUGUCACGUCCGGACGUUUUCUAAUCGAAUAGGAAAGACGCUUAUAUCUGGGGGAUAAAACAAAGUGAACCCUAGAAACCGUUUUAGCUAGUUUUAGUUACAUUACCGUCUGAAGACUUUUUGGACUUAAUGUCAGUAGGAACGCCUUGAAACGUCAACGAGGUGUCAGUAUAAGAUGGAUCUGCGGCUUCUUUUAAUAGCAACUUUAUCAGCGGUCCUUGGUGGCAGCACGGCACAGCAAGAUGGCAGCAUGUGCAUCAAGGCCAAUGCGCAGUCUUGUGGGGAAUGCAUCCAGGUCUCAGAGACGUGCGGAUGGUGCACAGACGAAAACUUUCUGACAGUGGGUGAACCCAAAUCUGCUCGCUGUGACGAUCUGGAGUCCCUGAAGAAAAGAAAGUGCACAGAAAGCCUAAUUGAGAACCCCCGUGGGAAUAUCAUUCUGGACCAGAACAAGCCGGUUACCAUGCGUAAAAAGGACGAGAAAGUGAAGCUGGAGGACAUCACCCAGAUCCAGCCUCAGAGGGUGACCGUCACGCUACGAACCGGCGAACCACAGACCAUAAACCUGAAAUUCCGGCGGGCUGAUGACUACCCCAUCGAUCUGUACUACCUGAUGGACCUGUCCUACUCCAUGAAGGACGAUCUGGAAAACGUCAAGAACCUCGGCACUGAACUCAUGAGGGAAAUGGCUAAAAUCACCUCCGACUUCCAGAUCGGCUUUGGCUCAUUUGUUGAGAAAACGGUCAUGCCGUACGUCAGCACCACACCACUCAGAGUGAUGAACCCGUGCUUGGGCAACCAUAACUGCACCAGCCCCUUCAGCUACAAGAACGUCCUGUCUCUGACCAAGGAUGGAAAGAGUUUCAACAACCUGGUCAGUCAGCAGCAGAUCUCAGGAAACCUGGACUCACCUGAGGGCGGCUUUGAUGCUAUCAUGCAGGUGGCAGUGUGCGAGAAAAUAAUUGGCUGGAGAAAUGUGACUCGACUGCUCGUGUUUUCCACUGACGCUGGUUUCCACUUUGCUGGGGACGGAAAACUAGGGGGCAUCGUCUUACCCAACGAUGGGCAGUGCCACCUGGAGGGCAACAUGUAUACUAUGAGCCACUACUACGACUACCCCUCUAUCGCUCACCUGGUCCAGAAAUUAAGCGACCACAACAUCCAGACGAUCUUCGCUGUAACUGAAGAGUUCCAGCCUGUUUACAAGGAGCUGAAAAACCUUAUCCCCAAAUCAGCUGUCGGCACUCUGUCCUCCAACUCCAGCAACGUGAUCAAACUCAUUCUAGAUGCUUACAAUUCUCUGUCAUCUGAAGUCACUCUGGAGCACAGCAAGCUCCCAGACGGAGUCACCAUCCAAUACAAGUCCUUCUGCAAGAACGGAGUGACCCAAACCGGCGACGACGGCAGGAGAUGCUUCAACAUUUCCAUUGGAGACGAGGUCAACUUCAAGAUUUCCAUCGAAUCCCAGAAGUGUUUUUCGAAAGAUGAGAUCAUUAAAAUCAAACCGCUGGGCUUUAAUGAGGAGUUGGUGGUCAACCUGAAGUUCAUCUGUGACUGUCAGUGCUCCUCGAGCGGCCAGGCCAACAGCAAGAAAUGCUUCGACGGCAACGGGACCUUCGAGUGUGGAGCGUGCAAGUGCAAUGAAGGGCGCAUCGGGCGCGUGUGCGAGUGCAGUAAAGACGAGGUUCGUACUGAGGACCUGGACGCCAACUGCAGAAAAGACAACGGCACUGACAUCUGCAGCAACAACGGCGACUGCGUCUGCGGGACCUGUGAGUGCAAGAAGCGAGAAAACCCUGCAGAGGUUUACAGCGGCAAGUACUGCGAGUGCGACAACUUCAACUGCGACCGCUCCAACAACAAGCUGUGUGGAGGUCACGGCCGCUGUGAGUGCAGGAAAUGCAUCUGCGACGCAAACUACACCGGCAGCGCCUGCGACUGCUCCCUGGACACCACCCCCUGUCUGGCCAAGAACGGGCAGAUCUGUAACGGCCGUGGCGAGUGCAAAUGUGGAAGCUGCAGGUGCACAGACACCAAAUUCCAGGGGCCCACCUGUGAGCUGUGUCCCACCUGUCCCGGCGUCUGCACUGAGCACAAGGACUGCGUUCAAUGUCUGGCGUUCCAGACCGGCGACAAGAAGGACACGUGCAAGAAGGAUUGCAGCAACUUCAACGUGACCAAGGUGAAGGAUCGGGACAAGCUGCCGCAGCCCACUGACCAGGUCUUCCCUCUGGCCCACUGCAAGGAGAGGGACGCCAGCGACUGCUGGUUCUACUUCACCUUCUCCGUCAAGAACGACACCAACCAGGUGGUGGUGCUGGAGCAGCUGGAAUGCCCGGAGGGACCCGACAUCAUCCCCAUUGUGGCCGGCGUGGUCGCAGGCAUCGUGAUGAUCGGGCUGGCCCUGCUGCUCAUCUGGAAGCUGCUCAUGAUCAUCCACGACCGCCGAGAGUUCGCCAAGUUUGAGAAGGAGAAGAUGAAUGCCAAGUGGGACACGGGAGAGAAUCCCAUCUACAAAAGUGCCGUGACCACAGUCGUCAACCCAAAGUACGAGGGCAAAUGAUGGAGCCGUGCCUUCACUGAACAACACUGUGCCGAGAAGAAAGGGGGCGGGGCUUCUAAUGCUCACUGUGUCUUCGUCUCUGUAGUCCGCAAACGCCGCUCUUGUUUUACUAACUUGAUUUGCUAUGCAUCAUUUGUGUGCAGGUGGUUGUGUGUGUAUGUGUGUGGGGGGGGUGUCUGGGUGUGUGUGUGUGUGUGUGUGUGUGAAGCUUGAAUGUGUUCCUGCCUUGCAACGGGCUGAAUAACCAGAAAAUAAAAAUGGGAGCCAUCAGUUUAGUCCAGAUGGAGCUCUUAAACGUGUCUCGUCUGGAGGGAUUGAUCUGUGAAUGUGUGAGGGAGAGCGGGAGACCUGUUGAUCUCCAGCCGGACCAAAGGUCUUUGUGUGUUUGUCUAAAGAGCGUCUGAAACCGUGAUCUCUCUUUGAAACGUUGGAGUAAAGUGUGUCAGCCGUAAACGUGUACAGCAAGUGCAGAAAGCCAUAUUCCAGAAUAUGGUUUAUUUGUUUCUUGAUCCAUCUGAACAAUCCUUGUGUUUUUAAAUUCUUUUCUAUGUGACAGGACUCCGUUUACUCUCGGAUUUCUGUUUGGUUCCAGGUUUUUACUCGCUUAUUUUAAAGCCAACUCAGGUUUUUAAUUCCUCUCAGCUUUACCAAAUACCUGCCUUAUUUGCUCAGUAAUUGUUGGUCAAUAAAAUGUGUUCUUGUUUUCUAUGUCAUGUAUAAUAUGAAUUGGGACAAUCUUUUUUGUUAGUUUGUUUUUUUAUCCCAGAGUAAUUCCAAAGUUUGAAUGCCUCAAUCAACCAUUUGAUGAUGACAGUUUUUUCAAGUGCCUUUUAAGUUCUUCAACAGCUUAAAGUAACUCUGUUCUGAAUUUAUUUAUUAAAUAAGCCUUCCAAACAAUCGUCUCUGAUAUGGCUUUACUCUCAUUGUGCUGUUGCUGCUUAAUCAGGUUGUUGUAAACUGAAUCAGAUUAGCAACAAUGGACAAGUAUUUCUAGAUAACACUGGAAACCUUAGGAAUCAAACUCAUGCAAAUGUUUUUUUCCUUUAAAUGUUACAAUAAAUAUUUCAAUUUUG